AUGUCGGGUGGUCUCUUUGGCGAAGCUGCUGCUCCGGCCGCGCCCAAGGAAGAAGAGCGCCGCACGAAGUUGUAUGGCUAUGACAGCGUCGCAAGCCAGAUGCUGGAGCCUUACGGCGAAGGCGCAUUGGACACGUUAUCCCUAGAGCAAAUUUGGCAAGGAACGGUUAAAGGCAACAAACGGACGGCCUAUCACAGCCAUUUGGCUGCUGAUCAAAGCUCCGACGGCUGGCAUGUUGGAGCCGGCAUUUCCAUGACCUCUGCGGCCUUGCUUGCCGCAAUCAAGAACUUCAAAGGCGAAGACAUGAAGAACUUGAUUCGGCCCGACCUCUAUGAAAAGGUGCUCGAAGAGGUGACGAUGUUGGAGCCUGUUCUACUGGCCCUCAACUUCGGCAGAGGCUCCGCUGCUACCCGCGACACUGGGUCAUUCCGAGAAGCUAAAAAGGCCAAGCUCACGGUUUCCGGCAACGUCACCGAGAAUUCCGGCAACAUGGAUCCUUUGAAAGCUGCGGGCGACUUCAGAACCUGGCUGGUCAAGGAAAGAUCACCGUUUCGAAGCCUGCUGUUCAUCCUCUCGGGCAACAACUCUUACUACAGCGGGCACACCGCCGAGCUUGUGGCUCGAGCAGCGGUCAAGGUGAAGCCGAUGACCGAGCAAGAUUUCAUUGAGGCAGUGAAAGCCCGAAUGACUAAACCGGAUCAGACUCAGGGCAGCAAGGCAGCGUCCUCAGAUGGUACUGGCCUCUUCAAUGCCUGCGGUGGUUUUCGAUUGGCAAUCAGCGAGCAGAAUUUCAAAGAGUUAACUCCUUGUUGCUCGAUGCAUGUCCAUGCAGCAUUGUUAGAAAACAUAUGUAUGCGCCAGACUUUUCUGUGCUACAAGCAACCAUUGCUCUUAACCUCGGUAAUUGCUAUGGCCUUCGACAUGAAGUUGAUCAAUGUCGGGAACAGCUGCUUCAUCAACGCUGGGCUGCAGGCGGUUCUUGCUCUUCCUGGGUUCGAGUCGUUGCGACCGACGACGGCAACAGAAAGAGCUUUGUUGGAGGUGUGGUCUUCGGCAUUGGCGUUGGUGGGUGCGAGCACUCCGCAAGCCGUCAAUGAUUUGUACUACCAGGGGCGCCAGGAAGAUUGCAUGGAGUUCCUGGGCGAGCUGGUCGCGGACUGUCCGACGGUUCACACGAAACUUCAAGGCAGGGAACGAGGUCAUCUCGGGUGUGCAUUCUGCGAUUAUCGUCGGCCUCUUCCGGCGGAGAACUUCCUGACGCUGCAGCUCGCUCUUCUGGAUGAUGAUCGGCGGCUUUGUUCGGUGCAGGCAGCGGUGGAUUCCUAUCUUGCCCAGAACAUCUUGCAAGAGGACAUCGUUCAUUGGGAGUGUGGGAAUCCGACUUGCAUCGAAGCCGGAACAGCUCGUCAUGCCCCUCGUCGCUCUAGCCAGGUGGAAGCAUGGCCCGAGAACUUGAUCAUCCAGCUGAAGAGAUGGGACGUGCUGCAUGGACUUCUCAACCACGAGGUGUUCGUGGACAAAGAGCUUCGAGUAAAGGAAGAUGUCCGGUAUACACUUCGUGCAGUUGUUUGUCAUCUAGGAGAAACAGCAUCCAGCGGUCACUAUGUGACUUAUCGACCUAACGAGAGGAACUUUGUCAGGUUGGACGAUGCACGAGUUUCCGAAAUCGAUCACAACCCGGGUCAGAUGCCUACGAGUGCAAGAGAAAAGACUUACAUCGUUUGCUACGCUCGCCUGGAGGGUGUGCUUCCUGUUCCUGUGCUGCCGAUGAAGCGACCUGCCAUUGACUUGGAUCCGUCCGAGGACUUUGAUGACAGUGGUUUUGUCGUGGUCGGGACCGCGCCUGAAGCGAAAUCGGGCGGCAAUCCGGGCGCAGGUACGCAGGGAGACAGUCAGCCUCUUGGGAAAGCGCCAGCCAAGCGAGUUUGCACGGAACUAGGCUCGGAGGUUGGGUUGCAGCAUGGUGGCAAGGCAAUGUCCGACAACUUCGGCAACUACACGGAAGAGUGCCGGAACAUCAUCCUAGAAGCCUUGCGGACAAGUGAAACUUUCGCGGCGGCAUUAGCUUCUAUCCAGCGGCAAAUUCCACAUUUUACGCUAACUCGAGCUAAUUGCCAGUUCCGACUUCAUCGAAACACUCUUUUGGCUUGGUUUCGGCGGCCGGAAUUGGCGGCAAUCCGAGCUUUGCAUAGUGAGCCUCUUGGGAAAGCGCCAGCCAAGCGAGUUUGCACGGAAGUAGGCUCGGAGGUUGAGUUGCAGCAUGGUGGCAAGGCAAUGUCCGACAACUUCGGCAACUACACGGAAGAGUGCCGGAACAUCAUCCUAGAAGCCUUGCGGACAAGUGAAACUUUCGCGGCGGCAUUAGCUUCUAUCCAGCGGCAAAUUCCACAUUUUACGCUAACUCGACCUAAUUGCCAGUUCCGACUUCAUCGAAACACUCUUUUGGCUUGGUUUCGGCGGCCGGAAUUGGCGGCAAUCCGCGGUGGUUUUCGAUUGGCAAUCAGCGAGCAGAAUUUCAAAGAGUUAAUGUCGGGUGGUCUCUUUGGCGAAGCUGCUGCUCCGGCCGCGCCCAAGGAGGAAGAGCGCCGCACGAAGUUGUAUGGCUAUGACAGCGUCGCAAGCCAGAUGCUGGAGCCUUACGGCGAAGGCGCAUUGGACACGUUAUCCCUAGAGCAAAUUUGGCAAGGAACGGUUAAAGGCAACAAACGGACGGCCUAUCACAGCCAUUUGGCUGCUGAUCAAAGCUCCGACGGCUGGCAUGUUGGAGCCGGCAUUUCCAUGACCUCUGCGGCCUUGCUUGCCGCAAUCAAGAACUUUAAAAGCGAAGACAUGAAGAACUUGAUUCGGCCCGACCUCUAUGAAAAGGUGCUCGAAGAGGUGACGAUGUUGGAGCCUGUUCUACUGGCCCUCAACUUCGGCAGAGGCUCCGCUGCUACCCGCGACACUGGGUCAUUCCGAGAAGCUAAAAAGGCCAAGCUCACGGUUUCCGGCAACGUCACCGAGAAUUCCGGCAACAUGGAUCCUUUGAAAGCUGCGGGCGACUUCAGAACCUGGCUGGUCAAGGAAAGGUCACCGUUUCGAAGCCUGCUGUUCAUCCUCUCGGGCAACAACUCUUACUACAGCGGGCACACCGCCGAGCUUGUGGCUCGAGCAGCGGUCAAGGUGAAGCCGAUGACCGAGCAAGAUUUCAUUGAGGCAGUGAAAGCCCGAAUGACUAAACCGGAUCAGACUCAGGGCAGCAAGGCAGCGUCCUCAGAUGGUACUGGCCUCUUCAAUGCCUGA
Messenger RNA from Symbiodinium sp. CCMP2592, 3282 nucleotides. The record is from the annotation of a GenBank genome assembly. Lineage: Eukaryota; Dinophyceae; Suessiales; Symbiodiniaceae.